Dissoconium aciculare CBS 342.82 is the source of this 189-nucleotide messenger RNA. RefSeq lists its product as uncharacterized. The record is from RefSeq and is a predicted model, not a curated record. Lineage: Eukaryota; Fungi; Ascomycota; Dothideomycetes; Mycosphaerellales; Dissoconiaceae. The annotation marks the transcript as partial. The transcript has a single exon.
GCACGGAUCCGAGAUAACCAACGCAGAUCUCGUGCACGACGCAAGGAAUACCUCCAAGACCUCGAAGUUCGCUUUCGAAACUGCGAGCAGCUGGGCGUCGAGGCCUCGGCGGAGAUCCAAGCAGCUGCUCGCCGCGUCGUCGAUGAGAACAAGCGAUUGAGAAUGCUGCUCAAACAACGCGGUCUGAGC